AUGGCUCAAAGAAACAAUGCAAAUGAGGAUGAUACUAGAAGCAUCAGAGACAUAAACAAUACUGCUGCCCAUUGUACUCCUAGAGGUUUCUAUGCCAAUGCUGCGAAUUUUGAAAUCAAGGGAUCUUUGAUUAGUGCUCUUCCAAGGUUUUAUGGCCUGGCUGGGAAUGAUGCUUAUUUGCAUUUGGAUACUUUAUAUUCAGUGUGUUCAGCCAUGAAACCUCCUGAAGCUAAGCUGGAAGAUGUGCUAAUGAAGGUUUUUCAUUUCUCACUAGAGGGAGGAGCUAAGGAAUGGCUUCAUACCCUACCUCAACAUUAUGCUACACUCACAUGGGAACAAUUGCAGAAAACCUUCUUAGACAAAUAUUUUCCAGCCUCACGUAUCUCCAAGCUAAGAAAGGCCAUUUAUGGGAUUUCACAAAGAGACCAAGAAUCCUUGUAUGACUAUUGGACAAGGUAUUUGACUCUAAUAAAUCGCUGUCCAAAUCAUCAGUGUAGUAAGUCAAACCUUGUGCAAUAUUUCUAUGAAGGCUUACUGCCCUCUUAUAAGAUGAGUAUAGAUGCUGCUACAAAUGGCUCUAUUUUUGCUCUUACACCUAAUAAGGCCUGGGAAUUAUUGGAGACUAUGGCUAACAGCAAUCAACAAUUUUACACAAGAGAUACUGCAGGUGUUAGUGAAGUUACUACAGAUAACUCUCAAGAUAUGCUGGUUCAGUUGUUGUCAAAAAUGGAUAAAAGGCUAGAAAGGUUGGAAAAUGAAAGACAACCGAAGGCUUGUAAUGCUGUAAAUACUUCCCAAGCUCUAGUGGGACCUUCUUGUACUCACUGUGCAUCACCUAUGCAUACUAGUGAGACCUGUCCUGCACACUAUGAAGACCUAGUAGCCAUGUAUCCGAAUAGACCAAAUCAGUUUCAACAAAGAAAUCCCUUUUCCAAUACAUACAAUGAAGGAUGGAGAGAUCAUCCAAAUUUGAGAUGGAGAGAAGGAGGGGAAAGGGCAUCUCAAGGGCUGAAUAGGUUUCAAGAGAGUAGAAAUUCUGCAGAAAAUCAAAGGGCUAUGGUACCUCUACAAGGAGCUUCUUCAUCAAAGAAUGAUGAGAAUUUGACCAAGAUAUUGUCAACUAUGGAAGAAUUGGGGUCUAAAUUGGAUUGUACAAAUGCAGUGAGUAAUUCUAGGUUUGCUGCCUUGGAAAAUAAGUUUGAGCAGUGGGAGACAAAGUCAUCAAAUCUGAAUAGUUUUGUUACACAAAUAGCUAAUACACUCAAUGAAGUUCAAGCAAAAAUAGGAGGUGCACUGCCAUCUAAUACUGUAAUCAAUCCAAAGUCCUUAAAUGCUAUAACAUUGAGAAGUGGAAAGCAAGUGAAAUUUGCCACUGAUGACAAGGAGGAUUAUAAUUCUCAAGUUGCUGCCCAUUUUAAUGAAGGAGAGAGUGAUUGUGAAGAAGGGUGUAUGAAAGAGAAUAGUGCUUAA
Messenger RNA from Neltuma alba, 1470 nucleotides. RefSeq lists its product as uncharacterized. Bases 1 to 1470 code for a protein of 489 amino acids. The record is from RefSeq and is a predicted model, not a curated record. The transcript has a single exon. NCBI's taxonomy places the organism in Eukaryota, Viridiplantae, Streptophyta, Magnoliopsida, Fabales, Fabaceae.